AGUGAAACUGCGUCUUUUUAUCUUGGUGAUAAACACAUACCGGUUUAUGCCUCAGAGAUUAAGGAAUUGUCAAACAGCGACAUUGCAUGGCUAUUACUAGAUCCUCCUGAAGAUAAAGUCGCUUUGAAACCACCCGUAAAGUGUCAAGAAAACAAAAUUUUCAUCAUUGAUAAAAAAUCGCCGUAUUUUCGAAACCCAGACGACUGGAAAGCAGAUGGCCUUGGAGUCUACAAAAACGAUGGAACUCAUGUUGUUACGUAUUACGAGGACAAGAAUCCUGAAAUCCGCUGGAUAUCCAAAACAAAACCAGAAGAUUGCAAACGCUCCACAGUUCUUCUCAAGAGAACGUACUGGACGCACGUACAACAUCCUGAUUUCCGCAGAAGAGCUUACGAAAUACUCAGAUAUAGUGGGCACAGCUUUACGCCCGAGCGAUUCGUACUUUUACAGUACAGUUUCAGCGGAAAACCUCAUGCGAUGACGACCAAACCACACGGCAAUUCUAAGUCCGAGAAAGCUUUUACUCGCACCAAACCUGGAGUUUUGGAGAGCAUCAAGGGAAAGGUGAAAGGUUCUGCUCCUCCUUCCAAAGUGUAUGACGAAGUGUUUGAAGAGGCUGGGGGCCUACUCAAGGUUUGCAGUGUCUCAGAUGUUCCCAGAAAUAGAAAGCGAGUGGAGAACGCAAAAUAUAAGGGAAGGGAAGUUCGAAGUCAAGACGAGUUAUACGACCUAACCCUCAAAUCAAAAGAAGGGGGGGAAACGGGAAAAGUUUACAUUCGACGCCUGCAAGUUGCACCUAGUCCGGCAUGCGUUUUGGCUUCUGAUAGGCAAGUUCAGGAUGUUAAGCGGUUUUGUGCCAAUACAACUGAAAAUUUUUCAGUGCUCUCCAUCGACACAACUUUCAACAUUGGCGACUUCUAUGUGACACCUACAACCUAUAAGCAUCUGCUGCUGGACGACAGGAGAACUGAAAACCCCCCUCUUUUACUUGGGCCAACACUAAUACACACAAGAAAGGAUAGCGACACCUUCAGCUACUUUGGAGCCACACUUACAGGACUUGAAAACGGCACUAGAAAAAUACGAUUUAUAGGGUCAGACCGAGAAGAUGCCGUUGAGAAGGGAAUGAGUCCUUAUCUUCCUGUUGCAACAUGGCUUGCUUGCCAAACGUCACGUGGUAGAGGACUGUAAAAGGAAGCUUCGCUCGUUAGGAAUCUCAUCAGAGUACCUUACAGCUUUUCUACGUGACAUAUUUGGGUCUGAUGCCAACCAUGAAAAAGGGCUCAUCGAUUCUGAAGGAUGCAUGGACUUUGAUGCUAAACUUGAGAGUUUGGAAAACGUGUGGAAUUCAAGAGAAAAAACAUCAAGGGGUACAGCACUCUCCGAUUCAAGCAAAGCAGAAUUCCACAAGUACUCUGUCGCACACGUUGCGGAAGACAUGAAGAAGAAGAUGAUUUCCCCCCUUAGAAAACGUGCUGGCCUAGGGGAAGCCUUUUUUUACAACAACGCAGCAGAGUCCAAACAUCAGCGGAUAAAAGCACGAAAAGGGCAGAUGUACGGGGAAAGAAAACUCGCCUGGACUGAAGUAGUUGACUUGCUAAAAUCUAUUUCUGAAGAGGAGGAAAGGAAUUGCGAAAGGGCUAUUGCGGAUAAGGGUCCUUUCAAG
This is a messenger RNA of Pocillopora meandrina, 1666 nucleotides long. NCBI's taxonomy places the organism in Eukaryota, Metazoa, Cnidaria, Anthozoa, Scleractinia, Pocilloporidae. The record is from the annotation of a GenBank genome assembly.